Molecule: messenger RNA, 951 nt
Organism: Lactuca sativa (garden lettuce)
Lineage: Eukaryota; Viridiplantae; Streptophyta; Magnoliopsida; Asterales; Asteraceae
Molecular function (GO): zinc ion binding
Source: RefSeq, a predicted model, not a curated record
AUGUUCGUAGCAGUUGCUAUGGAUGGAAACAACAACACUACGCCAAUAGCAUUUGGUAUCAGGGUGGCAAAUAAUGUUAACUCCUGCAAUUGCUUCCUUAUGAGGUUGAAGGAUGCUAUCAGAGAGGGUAGGGAAGUUGCGUUCAUAAACAAUAUGGACGAUACCAUUUCUUCUUUUGUGGGUCAGGUAUUCCCUGAGGCUUAUCAUGGUUAUUCGUCUAAGAGUGUUUUGAUUUACUGUCGCUUAAGAAUUGGUCAAAUCACAAAUUUAGACUACUUGUUCUUCCGUGCAUGCAAAGCAUAUACCACACAAGAUUUUGAAAAAUCAUUUUCUAAGUUAAGUCAUGCUGCACGUGAGGUUCUUGCCAACAUCGGAAAAACAAAAUGGGCACAGGCCUAUUUCCCGAAUAUACGUUGGAAUGUACUAAACAUUAAUAUUCCAGAAUUCCUAUUGGUGUUAUCAGUUAGUCAACGGAACGUACCAAUAAUAACGCUAAUUGAUGCAAUUGUUCAGUACAUCCAACAGACGUUUGCAGAACGCAAUGUCGUGGGAGGGAUGUUGAACACCGUUUUCACCCCUUACACAGAGAUGGUCCUUCACAGGAAGAUGCAAAAGUCUCUACGAUGGAAAGCAACUAAAAUUCCACCUAAGAUCCCAUCUCCGUCCCCCUAUAAUAUUUUCCAUGUAUUUUAUCUACAAAGAACGUGUGUUGUAGAUCUUAAUCGACACACAUGUUCUUGUGGGAAAUGGCAUAGUCUAGGUAUAUCAUGUGGUCAUGCUAUUGCUGCAUCACAUUAUACAAAAAACACGGAAUCAACUGAUAUGGUUCAAAUAUAUUAUCUUGCUGAUGUGUUUCGAACUACAUACCAGACUAGAAAUGUGAACGUUAUUCCUCUUGCAUCAGAAUGGGAAAUACUAGAGCCGUUGAUGGUCGUUUUAAUCCCUAUGUAA